This is a messenger RNA of Lathyrus oleraceus (garden pea), 2062 nucleotides long. RefSeq names its product beta-1,2-xylosyltransferase. The record is from RefSeq and is a predicted model, not a curated record. NCBI's taxonomy places the organism in Eukaryota, Viridiplantae, Streptophyta, Magnoliopsida, Fabales, Fabaceae. Gene Ontology annotation, molecular function: glycosyltransferase activity. Bases 92 to 1621 code for a protein of 509 amino acids. The transcript has 3 exons.
UAAACAUUCUUCUUUUCCACUUCAUUCCUUACGACUCUGUCAACAACACUCAUCACACAACAGUAACACAGAGAGAGAAGAGAGAGAAGCGAUGAACAAAAGGGUUCUGAUUCGGAUCCUACUGUUCCUCGUCGUCUUCAACUCCUUCUAUCUCUGUCUCUACUUCAUCCAUCACCAUAACUCUUCUCUCAUCUCUUCAAAUCCCAUCCACAACACUUUCCCAAAAAAGCCACCUUUUAAACGACCCUUUAUAGAGAUAAAACAAACCCAUUUCUCAAAACCAUGGCCAAUUCUCCCCUCUUACUUACCAUGGUCUAAAGAUUCAACUUUUGUCCCUCCACGCUCCUGCGAAGGCUAUUUUGGAAAUGGGUUCACGCGCCGUCUUGAGGUUUUUUCAGGUGACAAAGGAGGUGGGUGGUUUAGGUGUUGGUACAGUGAGAGUUUGAGGAGUUCGGUUUGUGAAGGUGGGAGGGUGAGGAUGGUGGUGGAGAAGAUUGAAAUGGCGAAGGGUGGGGAGAGUUUGGUUGAUGUUAUUGGAAGAAGUGAAGAGGAGGAGUUACCAGUGUUUCGAAACGGUGCGUUUGAGGUUGAUGGUGGUGAAGGGUUUGAAGAUGAGAGGAAAUUGGCGGUUGAUAGUGAGUUUUUGGAUCGGUAUGUUCCUAGAGGGGAGAUUAUGAGACAUACUAUGCGUGAUUUGAUUAGCAAGAUUCGGGUUGUUGGAAGGAAAGAAUUUGCUUGUGAUCAGUGGAUUGAGGAACCGACACUUCUGGUGACACGCUUUGAAUAUGCAAAUCUUUUUCACACUGUUACAGACUGGUACAGUGCAUAUGUUUCUUCUAGAGUUACUGGCUUGCCUAAUCGACCUCAUUUGGUCUUUGUAGAUGGACACUGUAUGGCUCAACUUGAAGAGACAUGGAAAGCGUUAUUCUCGAGCGUCAGAUAUGCUAAAAACUUCAGCGGAACAGUUUGUUUUCGCCAUGCUAUUCUCUCGCCUUUGGGAUACGAGACUGCCCUAUUUAAAGGGCUAACAGAAGAUAUAUUUUGCGAUGGAGCUCCCGCACAAGAACUGCGGCAAAAGCCUGAUGACCAUAAAACCGCACGUCUUUCCGAGUUUGGAGAAAUGAUAAGAGCAGCAUUUGGAUUACCAUUAAACUUAAACCAUGUCAGAAAACCAGUCUCUGGAGGACAUAAUAUCCUCUUUGUUCGUCGCGAAGAUUAUUUAGCUCAUCCACGUCACGGUGGUAAAGUUGAAUCAAGACUAACGAACGAGGCAGAGGUAUUUGAAUCCUUGAAGAGUUGGGCGCCUAACUAUAAAGGGUGUAAAAUCAACCUCGUCAACGGAUUAUUCGCACACAUGUCUAUGAAAGAGCAGGUACAAGCUAUUCAAGAUGCAUCAGUGAUCAUUGGCGCUCACGGUGCUGGUCUUACUCACAUAGUAUCUGCAUUGCCUAAAACUGUGAUUCUAGAGAUCAUUAGCAGCCAGUUCAGACGUCCACAUUUUGCGUACAUUGCGCGGUGGAAAGGCUUGGAGUAUCAUGCAAUUAACCUUGACGGGUCCUAUGCAAAUACCGAAACUGUAAUCAAUGCUCUGGUCAGCAUAAUGAAAAGCCUUCGAUGUUGAGUGUUUUGGGUUUGGACUUGAAACCGACGAUAUCAGAGCUCGAGUAGUUGAAUGGUCAACGAUCUUUAACCUUUUUAUAGCUAAAGCCAGAUUGAUUUGGUUAGUGAACUGAUGGAAUUGUUGGUAACUUGUUGAAGAAGAAAUAGGAUUUAGUUUAACAUAGUAACCAUUAUCAUGUCCAUGUUCAACUGAAGGUUGCAGAAUUCAGUGUCAUUGGAAGAGGGUUAAACUUUUCUUGUGAUAUAUGUAGCAUAUUGAUGAGGGAUGUUGAAUCUACAUUUUGUAUACACAGAUGAGGGAUCCAAAUUUUAUGUGUUGUAAAUUGAUUUUUUAACUGUAGAAUUUGUAAUUUUGUGUAAUGUCUCUCUUUAGACAGGUUACACAUUAUUUGUAUUGAUAAUAGAAGUAUAAAUAGAAAUUAGUUACUAUAAUUAAUGUUAA